ACAUUUGUCUUUCUUACAUACUCUUUGCAGCAUAACCAAUUUCAAUCUAAAACAUCUGAUCCUAGGUGCUGGAAAGCUUUAAAAUUAUGGAUUAUAGUUUGCUGCUUGGAAUCCACAUCCUGGACAGUGCGGCAAAAGAGAGAGAAGGCGAGUUUUCUCAAAACACAUCUGAUUCUAAACGCCCAGGAGGACAAAGAGUUCUUUAUUCAACUGCUAUGGAGUCAAUUCAGGGUCCAGGAAAAUCAGGAGAUUGUGUCAUCACAGAAAAUACCAAUACAAUGGGAGGCAUUCCAGCCAAAAGCUACAGAGGAGAAAAACUGCUGCUAUUUAUGGGCAUUAUUGAUAUCUUGCAGUCUUACAGGUUAAUAAAGAAGUUGGAGCAUUCUUGGAAAGCACUUGUUUAUGAUGGAGACACAGUUUCAGUCCACCGACCAAGUUUUUAUGCUGACAGGUUUUUAAAGUUUAUGAGUACCAGAGUAUUCAAAAAAAAUCAGACUUUGAAGUCUUCUCCUUCCAAAAAACGAUGCAAUUCGAUUGCUGUUCUGAAAGCUACAUCACAAGAAUUUGUGUCAGUAGUUAACCAAGACUGGAAAGAUGAAAAGCGUGAUUUACUCACGGAGGGACAAAGUUACUGUAGCCUUGAUGAAGAAGUAUUAGCGUCCCGACAUCAUCCAGAUUUAGUGCCAAGCACAGCAUCUCUGUUUGAAGCAGCUUCUUUAGCAACAACAAUUUCUUCUUCUUCUCUCUAUGUAGAUGAUCAUUAUCAACAUGACGGAACUAGGUUUUAUUCUAACAGUAAAGGAUUGCCUUCAAGUUCAACAUUCACUUUAGAAGAUAGUGCGAUCUGCUUGACUUCAGAACAGAGCACAGUGGAAACUGAGACUGAUAAUGCUUCUGUCCUGGAUGUAUAUUUAUAACAGAACAUGAAAGAAAAUGAGUCUAUUUUAACAAAAGCACUUUCUGCACUCCAGAUUUAUGAGGAAAAUUUUGCCAAGCCUGGUAAACAAAGUCCUAAUCAACAGAGCUCUACAGAAAUCAUCCAACAGUUCUUGAACUAGACGUAGACCCAGCAGAUGAGAUGGGAAACAUUCCACAAUUUAUUAUAGCGUGCUGUUGCCUGCUGAACUGCGAAGCCUUGCAUUUCCACCCUUUCAGCUGCUGCUUCUACUUUUCCUAUUGUCUUUUCAGGACUCGAAGGUGAUAUUUUCAUUUGCAUGUAUUCAGUGAUCAUGGACGAAAAUAUCUAAUCUGCCUUUCCUAUUUAAAGAGCCAUCUUCACAGUGAUGAUUAUUCUAUAAAUCAACUCUGCUUUACUCCCCUUCCCCCAGAAUUAUGAUUGCUCAUCUGUUAAUUUCAUACCAGAGUUAGUAUGUCUGCACAUAACUUUAUGGAAACUAUCUUCUAUAAAGAAAUUUUCACUGUUUAUUAGUGAAAUAAAAAAGCUAUUUAUAACAAAGCCUUAUGUUGUGUACAUAUAUUGUCUUUGAAAUAUUUGUGAUUAGAUAUAUUGCUUGUAAAGGAUAAAUUACUUAAUUUAUUUAGUAUAUUCUACUGUAAACUAUAGUUUUAUU
Messenger RNA from Python bivittatus (Burmese python), 1571 nucleotides. Lineage: Eukaryota; Metazoa; Chordata; Lepidosauria; Squamata; Pythonidae. The record is from RefSeq and is a predicted model, not a curated record.